Microsporum canis CBS 113480 is the source of this 2109-nucleotide messenger RNA. RefSeq lists its product as hypothetical. The record is from RefSeq and is a predicted model, not a curated record. Bases 1 to 2109 code for a protein of 702 amino acids. NCBI's taxonomy places the organism in Eukaryota, Fungi, Ascomycota, Eurotiomycetes, Onygenales, Arthrodermataceae. The transcript has a single exon. Gene Ontology annotation, cellular component: mitochondrion. Gene Ontology annotation, biological process: mitochondrial proton-transporting ATP synthase complex assembly; mitochondrial gene expression; mRNA stabilization.
AUGAGUGGCAUAGCUCUACAAGGCCUCAGGUGUCAUGCUUGUCGAAAUGCCGCAUUUCGCUCUUUUGUUGCCCUGAGCGGUGUCUCAAUACCUCCACGACCCCGGUCCUCUGUAUCCUACUAUGGUUCCCGGCUUUAUCAAAAAGAUAUUCAGGCAACUGGAAGACGCCAAUUUUCUGCCCUGAAUUCAGUGAAUUCCCAAGCUGAAAGCGACCUCUCAACGAAAACUGAAGCAAAAGAGACAGAAAAUCCCGAAGUCCAUAUCCCAUGGUAUCUACAAGACGAGUCCCAUACGCCUACUGCCCACCCUCUUAAACAGCAAGAGUUACCUCCCCUUCCGGAGAAUCCACCUCCUUUAUUAGAGAAAUUAUUAACCUACGUAUCCGUUGAUGCUGGCCUCGAUGAUAUUUCCCUCCUUGACCUCCGAGGUCUUGAUCCUCCGCCUGCCCUUGGUGCAAACCUCAUUAUGAUAAUUGGGACAGCCCGCGGUGUAAAACACCUGAAUGUUGCAGGUGAUAGGAUGUGCCGGUGGUUACGAAGCAACUUUCAACUCAAACCAACAGCUGAUGGGCUCUUGGGGAGAAACGAACUGAAGAUAAAAUUACGGCGGAGGGCGAGGAAGGCUAAAGUAGCCAGCGAUGCGGCCUCCCUGAACUCUCGUGAUGAUGGAAUAACGACGGGUUGGAUAUGCGUUAAUGUAGGAGAUGUUGAGAAUGGCCCAAUGAAGACCAGUGAUGCUCAUACACGACAGUUUAUUGGAUUUGGGGGCCCCGGAGACAAAGUUCGUAUCGUUGUGCAGAUGCUUGUUGAGGAAAAGAGAGCCGAACUUCAACUUGAAACCCUUUGGGGAAAUCUUCUUAACCCAGAAGCUGGGGAGAGGAGCACGGAGCUUCGUGAUGAUGUUUGGGGUAAAUCGUCCCCAGAAGGAACCAGUUCUGGGAAGGUUGGCGAUAGCAUUGCCUCUACGUUCAAUCAACGGUUUCCCGGGAGGAGACAUAUGCACACUCAAGCUCGCCCUGAGAUACUCGAACGGCUACCCCAGGGAUUGUUCAAUGAGAAUAUUCAGCACUCCAAAUCUGAACAAUUAACUACAAUAGUAAGCACAUCUAUGGCAUCCCCAAAUGUCUCUUCUCUGUUAGAGAAAUUAUCUCAGCUACCGGAGGAAGAAGCCCGUCGGGAGCUUGGUUUUGGGCCCGGCGAUAGAGAUUCUACUCUGUUUUUACGGCUGUUUUACGAGGCAGUGUCGAAAUCUGACACAAAAACAGUCCUUAUAGAUAAGCUCUCAUUCAUCCGCGCCGCUGUUCUUCUAAAACACCCCGCGUAUAGCAAAACGGAUCUAUACCAAGCAUUCAAAAAUAUGGCCACGUCGGGAUGCGAUAUUUCGGAAGAGCUGGCAAUGGACACCGUUCGCACUCUCUUAUCAUUCCAGGGCUCUAAUAUUGUUCUUGUGGAACGCGUCCCUGACCACGAUAUUGACCUGGCCCUGAGAGUUCUCGAUCAUAUGAGCCUUCGUGGGAUUCAAAUAUUUAACGGAGAAGUUUUUUACUUACUCCACAAAGCGUCGGCAUUUCGAACCCAUGUUCGUCCAGCGCGGGCCGUCUCCAAUGACGAGAAUACCUCUGUGGACACGAGCGCAGCUUUAGAAGUACCGGCCGAAGAAUUCGACCACGUCAACACUGUCCACCAACGGCUGAGCAAGAUCAUGGCUUCAGCAGAUGUAGAAUUUAACUACAAAGACUAUCCAGACUUGUUGCAGAUGUACUUUGAACAUGGAAACUACCGAAAAUUUUGGAGCCUAUGGCAACGGAUAUCUCUCAUGCAAAUUCCACGGUCGAAGGAGCUCUAUAUUCUUUUGUUCCGCCUACACGCCAAAUUGGGUCACCAACGUCAAGCUGCCGAAUGCCUUUCAUCUUGGGUACCGAUGAUGGCCCGAGAGGAACCACCAGUCGAGAAUGAUGCCGAAUUAACAAAAGCUAUUAUGGCCUGCAUGUUAGUGGCAGAUCCUGCCAUUGACCAAAAGGUCGAUGAUGGAACUAUGAGCCAGUUUACUCGCCUGUGGAAACAAUGUCUGCGUGACCUUGAAGAUUCAAAGGCUACAAAGGCCCAAUAA